Quercus lobata is the source of this 735-nucleotide messenger RNA. RefSeq lists its product as uncharacterized. Gene Ontology annotation, molecular function: RNA-DNA hybrid ribonuclease activity; nucleic acid binding. The coding region runs from base 1 to 735 and encodes 244 amino acids. NCBI's taxonomy places the organism in Eukaryota, Viridiplantae, Streptophyta, Magnoliopsida, Fagales, Fagaceae. The record is from RefSeq and is a predicted model, not a curated record. The transcript has a single exon.
AUGGUGCACACCUUAUGGAGCUGUACCUACAUCAAAGUAGUUUGGAAUUCAGAUUUUAAUUGGGUGGUUUGUUGUCCAUCGGACUCUGAGUCUUUCUCGGAUGUCUUGCAAAAAAUCCGAGCAAAACUGGCCUUAGUUCCUUUAUUUGCUACUACGGCUUGGUCAAUCUGGUUCCAAAGAAACAAAUCUCGCCAACAAGACCAUCCCCUGCCCCUCCACAGCAUUGCUGGUUUUGCAAAAAAUUAUCUCUGUGAAUUCAGGGGGUUGGUCAGUCCAAAACCUCUCAAACGACGGACUGUUUCUCGCAGAUGGUGUCCGCCAGCAGCUAGCUUGGUGAAGAUUAAUUUUGAUGGUGCUUGGUACAAUGAAUCAGAGAAAGCGGGAUUAGGAGUGGUAAUCCGAAAUGGCGAGGGCCAGGUGUUGGCUGCCAUGUCCGAGCAAAUUGUAAAGCCUCCUUCCGUUGAAUUAUUGGAACUUCUUGCUGCCAAGCGUGCCGUCUCCUUUGCUGCAGAAACGGGUCAUGAGCAGGUGGUUUGCGAAGGCGACUCUAAAUCUGUAGUCAAUUCUUUAAGGGGUACUGGCAAGGAAAAUUCCCAGGGAGGGCAUUUAAUUAGGGACAUCAAAUCCCCAUCAAACUCAUUUCUGAGAAUUUCGUUUGCUCAUGUUGGUCGGCUAUGCAAUGCAGUUGCACACGCUUUAGCCCAGCGAGCGAGUUAUGGCUUUUGUAUUGGAUGA